Lates calcarifer (barramundi perch) is the source of this 8900-nucleotide messenger RNA. RefSeq names its product adhesion G protein-coupled receptor B2 (gene adgrb2). The coding region runs from base 949 to 5643 and encodes 1564 amino acids. Gene Ontology annotation, molecular function: G protein-coupled receptor activity. Lineage: Eukaryota; Metazoa; Chordata; Actinopteri; Centropomidae. The transcript has 32 exons. The record is from RefSeq and is a predicted model, not a curated record. Gene Ontology annotation, biological process: peripheral nervous system development; cell surface receptor signaling pathway; negative regulation of angiogenesis. Gene Ontology annotation, cellular component: plasma membrane.
CCGAUGUGAACGCGCCUGACGGAUCCCCGGCGGAGAUGGUGGUGGUGGGAGGGGGUGGGGGGGGAGCGGUAGCGAGGGCGCGCAUCUCUGUCCUCCGCUUGUGAGGCGACUGCAGGGGAGCCAGAUGCCCGACUGCGAGCCGCUGCCUGUGGAUACCUAUCCCAAAUGCCAGAGCAGGCGAGAACCACAGACACAUUUCACCCUCUGGCAGUAAGCGGAGUAAGAAUUUGUUUUUUUAUGUUUUCCUUUCCCCCCCUUCCUCUUCUUCUUCUUCUUCCUCCUCCUCGCUUCGCUCUCUGUUGCCUCAACCUCUGCUUCAAAUGAGGAGCUUCCUUGGACUUGGAGUACCGGGCAUCAGUAGAAAAAAAACCCGUUAUCCCACUCUGCCCCUGCUGCUGCUGCUGCUGCGGCGCUGCUGCUGCUGCUGCUGCCUGUGAGCGCGUCCUCUCGCUGCUUUUGGAAUAUACAGCGUGCCUAUAUGCGCAAAAACCAUGGAGAUUAUAUGACGUGGAUUUAUUUUUUGAACAAAACUGGACAUCUACAAUAACGACGUCCCUUCUUCUUUUUCCAUCUUUUUAUCGCCUUUCUCUCUUUUUUUGCGUUCUUCUUCUUCUGUUCUUUCGUUUGAUCCAUAGCCACUUUUAUGAUUUCAUGUCCUUAGCGAUCCCUCCUUGCUUUUAUUUAUCUAUUUAUUUAUUUAUUUAUUUUGCACACUUGUUAUUUUUUGGUCCGUUUCGGAGGGCGCAGAAGUGGGAUGCCUCGCGGAGAACAUUUUGUUGGGGGAGAAGAUUCCGCGCAGCAGCAGCGAGGGUGAAUGAAUGAUAGUCUCCCUCUCCAUCUGAGACGUGCCAUGGAUGGGAAACUUAAUUUGUUUCCACGGAACCGAUCGGGGAAUAGCCGUCGCAUCAAAUAACUACUGCUGACAGCGAUCAGGACGAAUGUCAUAGGAUGAACACUGCUGGUGGGGUGUGUCUGUCUGUGCUGUCCUCUCUCCUGGCCGUGGUCGGGGCCCUGGCUGCCGUGUCUGCCCUCACUCUAGCUCCUCUCUCUGCCCUGGCUGAGGCUGCCUAUGGGGCUGCCGAUGGCAUCCCCAGCACCGGGGCAGAGGGGGCCCCUUCACCCAUCUCCUCACCAUGCUCCAGCCUUGUAGCUGGGGUGCUCUAUGGGUCUUUCUCCCUAAGGGAGCUCUUUCCUUCCAGGGUGCCGGGCUGUUCCUGGUCCCUGGAAAAUCCCGACCCCACCAAGUACUCCCUCUACCUCCGCUUCACCCGUCACCCAAUCAUUUGCCGGACACACUCCCCCAUGCUCCUCUCUCUUGACCACCACCAGGCCAAUCAAAGCUGUCCCCUUCAUUUACAGUCGGUCGCUGCCAGGGAUCAGGAAGUCAUUGAUCUCUGUGGCAGGCAAUCCAACUCAGAUGGACCUUACUCCUUCCUACAGUUUGAUAAGAACUUUGUCCAACUAUGUCUAACAAGACAUCCAGCUGCUGAUGAGCCUCAGGUAACCAAGGAAUUGCUGGAGCUCAGACUGGUAGAGGUGUUACUCAUUAACAAUGAGAACUCCAGUCAGUUUACCUGCGGCGUGCUUUGCCGAUGGUUUGAGGAGUGUUUACGCACAGGACACAAUGGGGAUCAGGAGGUUUCUGAUGGAGAUGGUUGUGGGAUGACCCAGACAGGAUGUAUCUGUCCAAACCACAACAUCAUGGCACCACCUAUUCCGUUGCUCCCAGAGACACCCCACAGUUUCAGCAAUGGUUCGCUGGUUCCUGAUGACUGCUGUGUGACUGAGCUGCAUUCCAAUGAUGCGAUCGCCAUAGCGCCCAGAGAUGUCCGACAAGAUCCAUAUGAUGAUGACCUGAAGGUGAAGACCCAAAGACCACGAUCAGCUGACCAGCCAGGUGUGUUUCAGGCACAAACAGGUGACCCUGCCGCAGAGGAAUGGUCACAGUGGAGCGUAUGUUCGCUCACAUGCGGGCAAGGCUGGCAGGUGAGGACGCGAUCAUGUGUUUCUUCUCCCUAUGGGACACUGUGCAGCGGCGCCCUUAGGGAAACACGCAUGUGCAACAACACCGCCUCCUGUCCAGGGGAAACUGGGAUCACAGGCUCAGUGGAGGGCCAGUGGUUGGAGUGGGGUCCGUGGUCGAGGUGCAGUGUGACUUGUAACACAGGGACCCAGCAGAGGCAGAGACGCUGCAGUGCAUCAGUGCAUGGCUGGGCUGAAUGUAAGGGCCCCCAUCAGGAGAGCAGAGAAUGCACCAACCCCUCAUGCAGCGGUGGAGGUAACUGGGGCAGCUGGAACCACUGGAGUCUCUGCAGCAAGACAUGUGACUCUGGUUGGCAGCGUCGCUUCAGGAUGUGUGAGGGCACUGGUGUACAGGGCUACCCCUGUGAUGGCUCAGGAGAGGAGGUCCGCUCCUGUAAUGAGAAGAAGUGCCCUGCUCCUCAUGAGAUAUGUAAAGAUGAGCACCUCCUCUCUAUGUCGUGGAAGAGAGCCUCAGCUGGAGAAACUGUCUACAACAAAUGUCCAACUAAUGCCACUGGAUCUGCUAGUCGUCGUUGCAUGCUGGACAAUAAUGGAGUUGCUUUCUGGGGUCCUCCGAGCUUCGCCAGAUGCGUCUCACUUGAAUAUAGAUAUUUACAUUUAUCUUUACGAGAGCAUCUCGCGAAGGGUCAGAGGACCCUGGCUGGGGAGGGCAUGUCUCAGAUCGUAAGGAGUCUCCUGGAGCUCUUGCAGAGGAGGAGCUACUACAGUGGCGACCUUCUCUUUUCCACGGAGAUCCUGCGAAAUGUGACGGACACCUUCAAAAGAGCAACCUACAUCCCAGCUCCCGACGACGUGCAGAAAUUCUUCCAGAUAGUCAGUCACAUGUUGGACAUGGAAAAUCUAGAGAAAUGGGAGGACGCUCACCAGGUCGCUCCCGGUGCCGCUUUGCUGAUGAGGAUAUUAGAGGAUUUCAUUCACCUCAUCGGUGAAGCCCAGAAGCCUUUUCAGAGUUUUCUGGUGGUUACAAACAACCUCAUGAUAACAAUCCAGCGAGAGCCCGUGUCAGCAGUUUCCAGUGAUAUCAACUUCCCCAUGAAGGGCCGGAGAGGGAUGAAGGACUGGGCCAGAACAGCAGAGGACAAGCUCUACAUCCCUAAAGAGGUCUUCACCGUCCCUACAGAAGAAACAGAGGCGGAUUCAGAGUCUACAAUGUACUAUGUCAUUGGAGCCAUCUUGUACCGGACAUUGGGCGUCAUCUUACCUGAGCCAAAUCCCCCUGUGGUGAUCAACUCCAAGAUCCUGACAGUGACAGUACGACCGGAACCGCAACCCAGCGAGCCCAUGGUGGUGGUGGAGCUGUCACCGCUUUUGAAUGGUACAUCAGAUCCUCAGUGCGUUGUCUGGGACUACGGCAACCCGGAAGCUGGCGCAGAAAACUGGGGCACAGAAGGCUGCCAAACGCUCGCGUCAACCACUGUCCACACCAAAUGCCUGUGCAGCAGGAUAUCCACCUACGCCGUGUUAGCGCAGCAAGCUAAAGACCCGGACAUGGGUCCUACCAGCAUGCCCUCUGUGCCCCUCAUGGUGGGCUGUGGGGUUUCCUGCACCGCUUUGCUCAUCCUGCUGCUAAUUUAUGCUGCCUUCUGGAGGUAUAUCCGUUCAGAGAGAUCGAUCAUCUUGGUGAAUUUCUGCCUCUCUAUCCUGGCCUCCAACUUAUUGAUUUUGGUGGGACAAUCUCAAACACUUAGCAAGGGCCUCUGUACUGUGACUGCUGCCUUCCUGCAUUUCUUCUUCUUGGCAUCUUUCUGCUGGGUGCUGACAGAGGCGUGGCAGUCCUACCUGGCCGUCAUCGGCAAAAUGAGGCCACGACUCAUUCGCAAGCGUUUUCUGUGCCUCGGCUGGGGUCUUCCAGCCCUCGUUGUAGCAGUGUCGGUGGGUUUCACCAGAGCAAGAGGUUACGGCACAGCCAGCUAUUGCUGGUUAUCCUUGGAGGGUGGUCUCCUUUAUGCCUUCGUCGGCCCCGCUGCUGUCAUUGUGUUGGUGAAUAUGCUCAUUGGAAUUGUGGUGUUUAACAAGCUGAUGUCUCGAGACGGCAUCUCCGACAAGUCUAAAAAGCAGCGAGCGGGGGCCUCUCUGUGGAGUUCCUGUGUGGUUCUUCCUCUGUUAGCACUGACCUGGAUGUCAGCGGUGCUGGCCAUAACUGACCGGCGCUCCACACUCUUCCAGGUCCUUUUUGCCGUCUUUGACUCCGUCCAAGGUUUUGUCAUCAUCACCGUCCACUGUGCAAUGCGCCGAGAGGUGCAGGACGCAGUGCGCUGUCGGAUGGGGGGAUGCAAAGACGACAGCGAAAACUCACCAGACUCCUGCAAGAAUGGACAGGUGCAGAUCAUGACGGAUUUUGAGAAGGAUGUGGACUUGGCAUGUCAAACAGAGAGAGGACACCCAUUCAUUUUCAAGGAGGUCAACACCUGCAACCCGGCCACCAUCACUGGGACCCUUUCCCGCAUUUCCCUGGAUGACGAGGACGAUCCCAAGCUGGCAGCCCAUCAGGAGGGGGGAGUCGGAGUUAACUUCAGCUCCCUCCCUGGGAACAUUCCCCCUCCCAACCUCAUUGUACAGGUUCCACCCCUAGGAGGCCUCAAUGAGCUGAGUGAAACGCCCCUAAAGAAGGAGGUGAAUGUGGAUCAGCAGAGACAGCAAGGGCAGCAACGUAGCGGUGCUCCAAUCUACCUGUGCACCGAGAGUGGCCUGGGCUGGGCACGACCGCCAGCUUCCUCCAACAAUUCCCAGGAUGGAAGUGCCGGAAGCGGAGGAAGUGGAGGAGGAGGGGGAGGAAGUGGCGGAGGAGGGGAGGGAGACUACAUGGUCUUACCUCGUAGGACGGUCAGUCUCAAACCUCCAGCACCCUCCUCCCAAGGAGGCCUGGGACUGGGGGGCGAGGACAAGCCUCUCAACAUCGCAGUGGAGGAUCCUCCCUUCCCCCCUCCUCCAUCUCCCCUAACCCUCCACCCGGCUGAGAGCGAGGCCUACCCGGCGGAUUUUGUGCCAUCCAGUGUGGGCGACAUGAACAUCACCAUGAACCUCAACCGCUCCUAUGGGACGAUCAAAACCAUGCCCCACGGGCACGGCCACAUGAUGGCUCAGGGUGGUCUUGUACACUCCCACGGAGGACACAUGCAUCCCCACGGGCAUUCGCUCCAACUGAAGCCAGGCCAGAGGCCGUCAGUCCGACAGAUCCUAACGGGGGGAACUACAGUGGAGAGAACCAGGACCCUGCCACGCAACCUGGGCAGCACCAACGCCAACACCAGCCUCUCAGCAGGAUCCCUGGAGAGGAAAAGAGUACGGUACUCUGAGCUGGACUUCGAGAAAGUGAUGCACACUCGCAAAAGACAUUCUGAGCUGUACCAUGAGCUCAACCACUCCUCCAAGUUCCACACCAUAGACAGGUAUAGCAGGGACGCAGCCAUGUCCACAUUCAAGGACAAGUCAACCCCAGAGGACCAGAGCUCCUGGGACAGCUUCAAGACCAUGACCCCUGAGCUGUCCAUCGUGCCUGGGGAGCAGAAGGACCGGAUGGAGCUGCACAAUAAGAACUGGGACUCCUCCUCUGCUAACACACCAGACUCAUCCGAGGGAGACUUCCAGACUGAAGUGUGAAGACACGCAGAUGUACACUUGCUCACUUGAACACACACACACACUCUCAUGCCGAGAAACGGUACAGAUGCACACAGAGAUACUGAACUUCUGAAAAGCUAUACAUAAGUACAUGAUUUUUUUUCCUUGGCAAAGAUCUCUCACACACACACACUGCUCCCCGUCUCCUGCAAUGUGCUCUGUCGGAUCCCAUCCUGUAUUUGUUUACUCCUGCAGUGGACAGACAUGGAAAGAAGACUGUUCUACUCUAUAUUUUCACAAAGACUAUUGAAAAGAAAGAACAGGGGCUUGACACGUCUGUGAUUGAGGAAAAUUUUUAAAUGAACUUAAAAGAAAAACUAUGAAAAACUUAUUUCUGAGAAAAAUGUCUUGAUUUUAUUCUGGAGAAAAAAAGAAAAUCUCUGUCAAUUGUUUGAUGAUUUGGGGUGGGGGGUUAAAAAAAAAAAGAAAAAGAAGAAUAUUUCUGCACCGUUCAGUUCUUUUUAUAGCAAGGGGGAAAAAAAUCUCACUGAGGUUUCUCACACUGGUAACCCCACCCCUACCCCACCCCAGGCAUCCUGCUUUCAUUUAUUUCCUUUUCCCUUCUAAUGGAUGACGACAGCAUUCAAUCUCUCAGUCUUUCCUUUGUUCCUUUUCUUCUCGUCAUUUUGGGAUGGAUAGGGGUUGGGGGACAGGGAAAGAGCUGCUCAUUGGUACGUGCCAUCCUCUCUGCUUUUUUUUUUUCUCUUCAGGUUCCAGUUCAACAGCCCCAUCCAUCCAUUUCUUUCGCAUCCUCCGUGUCGACAUCAUACACCCCCCCCCACCCCCUACCCCCCUUUCCCCUUUUUUGUGUAUUUUCUGUGGUUUAGUUAAGAGAAAAUGUCCUCCCUUAUGGUUUGAAACUUUUAAUGAAAAAAAUAAUACGAUUGAAACAAAUAACUACCAACUGAGUUGUGUUCUAUGGUCUAACUGUUCAAGAAGAAUUGAUUUAUUUUCAGACUGGUUUGUUUUUUUUUUCUUCAUUAUUUUUCCUUUCUUUCAUUUCCUGUGAGAAUGAACCCAUGUGGAACUUUCAAAAAAAGAAGAAAAAAAAAGACAUAGGACACACACACACGGCACAUAAAUGUAAGCUUGCUUUCUGAGGUAAUGUGCGCCGCAUGUUAUCAAUCCAUGAGGGAAAAGAGGGUUAGUGAUCGUCAUGCAGAUUCUUGCAUCUCCUUCUUUUUUUUUCCCUCCACUGCUCGGCGAUAAAGGCCUUUAAAGAUUGCAGCAUCUGAAUCCAUUUCAGCCAUCAGCAAUCAUAUUGAAGCUAGAAAACGAUAAUAUCUCAGUCAUUUUCAUCCCAGAUGGAAUUCGUGCUAGCACUGUUUAGCAUCUCAUUCCUCAAAAACAGAUUCCUUACAGUGAACUAUCAAUCAGUUUAGCUCUUUUCUUCUUUUCCCCCAAGAGCUCAAAACCAAACGUGACUUCCUUUGCUUUCGUCUGCCACCUCCUUCCCUGUCCCUCCACUCUGUUGCUCAUUCUGCCCACCCAACGUCGCGCUACCGGGAGGCAUGAAAUCUUGAUGUUAGCAGUGGAGCCAGUUGUAUAAUUCCUCGUUCACACAGAUCCCUCUCCGUGUGAUUGUAUACUGCGCUUUUGAGCAUAGCAGCUGCAGAAAGAGAAGGUGAAACAGAACAGCAGAGAUGGGUGGGGUGGGGGGUUGGGGGGGGUCACAGAGGUUAUAAGGCUACAAGGUGCCAGACUGGAAGGAAAGAAAAAAUAGCCAGUGGUGAUGCUUCCUGCUUGACAUUCUACAUCCGUGCUUCAGUCGCUACAAGAGGACAACCAGUUUCCUGCUGCUGCUACAUUAGCACAUCAGCCCUCCACGCUCCGACAGAGAGAGAGUGUCAGAGUGCAGGAUGAAUUCAAUAGAUGGCUCGAUAAGUUUUCUGUCUAUGUUCAAAGCAGCUCUCAUUAAUCUCACGGUCUGGUGAAAGAGAUGAGGGACAAUUUACGAGGGGAAAAAAGGCAAGUGAGAGAAAAUGGUAUCCAAGGAUAAAGAUCCAAAAAUAUAUAGCGAGAAAACUAGAGGCAGGCAGAGAUGCAGAUUAAGAAGGGGGAGAGCUCAAAACAGUAAUUAUCCGGGGAUGGCGAUUUGUCCUGACAUUUUCCAAUGCAGCCCUCAAACCAUCUGUUUAAAGAUCCCUAAUGUGGUAGUAGUGCAGCGCAGCGCAGAUGGCGAGACAAGAGUGUGGCCCUUCUAACCUUUCAAGCUAAUCAGCUGAUAGGCAAACCUACAGCUCGCAUCCUCUCGAAGGAGGGAGGUAGGUUCAGCCCCAAGUUGCUGUGCUAAGGUCACAUUCACCUGACCUUCUGUGAGGCUCAGGAUCCAGAUCCACUAUACGGUGUGUCCAAACAGAACAAAGCAGCGCUCAGUCGGUUACACAGUCUCUGUCAGUUUUACUCUAGAGUAGAAAAAAACACGUGUCUCAAAUGAAACAGAUUUGACCUUUAUACAGACAAAUUAGCGUUGUUUUUUUUAAAUUUGUAAAACUGAAUAUUUUAGAGAAAGAUCUAGAUGAAAUCUCCACAAAUCCUUGUUCCCAUGGUAACUUAUGAAUGGGAUUUGCAGAACGAAAGAUGGAAGGAAAGAAGGAAGGAAUGUGUGGUUUCAGUGCAGUGUAAGACUUUGUUACUUCUCCUCUAUUAGUGAUAUUUUUAAUAUGUUUCUAAUUUUUCUCUCUUGCUUGAGCUUAAACACUCAAUGAGGGCUGGAUUUUUACUUUUCAUCUUCAAGAACGGUAAGUGAGAUGCUGUUUGACUGAGAGAGAGAGAGAGAUGUUUGACCAAUUAUUCUAAUGUGCCACCACAACUGAGGAUGAUCUAGCUAGUUUGUAAGAGUUUGUUAAGAGAAACUGUGGUGUGACCGACAGAAGAUGCUGGUCAGGUGGUCAGAGUGUGUCAGUAUGCCAUCUUGUUUUCGUUUUGCAUUUGAAGCCUGCCAAACUCAGAAGUAAAUAUGAAACACACAAGACAAGCAAAUCUGCAACUUUACUCUGUGUGGACGCCAACUCCAAAAACUCCUAUGCUCACCUUCACCUCCACCCUGCAGCCUUUGAUGCUUAGGUGUUAACCGACUGCUACAACCAUCCAACACUCCAGUUGAUUUAUUUCUGAAAAACCCUCCCUUUCCUUUUCUCCCUCAUUUUUGUUCUUUUUAUACAUAAGAUUGUACAAAGUAGUCCUCUAAUGUUUUCAUAGUGUCUUUUUUAUAUGAAAAUAAAUUUUCAAAUUGA